CCAGGCUUCUAGGACCAUACCAGGUGUACCACAUGGUGUGGUCGAAACAGGUAACUAUGCGUCUUGCAGCGCUUACAGACUAUCGAAAAUCGACCCAGACAUCUUCAUUAUCGAUAAUGUCAGGGCGGUGGCUGCGAGCAAGCCUAUCAUAACCCUCUCAUCUCUCGAUCCUCCGUGCCUCGUGGUAGAGUUACCUUCGGGCUGUCCCGUUUCUCGAACUUGUUCAUGACCUGAAAAGCCCGUGAGCCUUCAACACUAAGACGGAUUUACGAGCUUCACCGAGCAAUGGCUGACGCCUCAUUAAACUCUACGAGGUUGAAGUACCGAGAAACUCGAAGAUAGAGGGCAGGUGGCUGGCAGAAAAGGGGGAAAGAAGGUGUAUUGAAGGAUCUGGAUUCAUUUCAGAUGAGUAUAUAAAGUGUGGAGGAUCCCACUCGUUCAUUCAGCAACCAGUCUCAUCGAUCAUUCCAUCUUUACCUACAUUCUUUCACAAAAUGUGGACUUCAAUUCUUCAAAGCUUCGUUUCGACCUUGCUCUUCACUGGCCUCACCUCCGCAGGUGCUGUUCCAAGAGCGCUUGCCAGUUGCAAUACUCCUUCAAAUCGUGCUUGUUGGGUGACUGGAUACAACAUCAGCACAGAUUAUGAGAAGAGCACCCCUCCAGGAGGUGUUACCAGACCUUACACCUUAACAAUCACUGAAGUUGAUAACUAUGUUGGAGGUGAUGGCCAAGUCAAGGCUAAAGCCAUGCUCGUGAAUGGACAAUUUCCAGGUCCUGUUCUCACAGCAGAUUGGGGCGAUACUCUUCAGAUCACUGUUGUAAAUGAGCUUGAGCUCAAUGGGACAUCUAUCCAUUGGCAUGGAAUUCGUCAGCUGAAUAAUGACAUCAAUGAUGGUGCCAAUGGCAUAACGGAAUGUCCCAUUCCUCCGAAGUCGUCCAAAACUUAUACCUUUCUGGCGCAGCAGUAUGGUACUUCAUGGUACCAUUCACAUACCGGAGUUCAAUAUGCCAAUGGUGUUACUGGAUCUAUCUUGAUUCAUGGCCCAGCAUCACUUCCAUACGACAUUGACCUCGGUGUUUUUCCAAUUUCUGACUGGUAUUAUGGUGCUGCGGACACCCUCGCUGAACAAAUCGCUCACGGUACUGGCGCCCCUCCUCCCAGUGAUAAUGUUUUAUUCAAUGGAUCAAACAUCAACCCAAAAGGAGCUGGUGGCCAAUAUGCCAAAGUCACCUUGACUCCAGGAAAACGUCACCUUCUUCGACUCAUUAAUCCAUCGGUCGAGAAUUCAUUCUCUGUUUCACUCGUCAAUCAUUCCAUGACUGUCAUCGCCACGGACUUUGUGCCCGUGGAUUCAUUCACUACAAAUUCUAUCUUCAUGGGAAUCGGCCAGAGAUAUGAUGUUACUAUUGAUGCAAGCCAGGCGGUUGACAAUUACUGGUUCAACGUCACAUAUACAGCUUCAGGGGCGUGUGGAUCAUCCAAUAACCCCUCACCUGCCGCAAUCUUCAGUUAUGUCGGAGCUCCCAAUGCUUUGCCUACCAGCACUGGUACUGCCCCUCCAGAUGCGGCUUGUGCGGAUAUCGUAGGAUUCACUCCAGUUGUUACCCGCACUGCUUCACUUUCACAAUUCACACCAGCUCCUGAUAACUUAAAUGUUACCUUCAAUGGAGCGGAUGACCCAACUGUUUUCUGGAAUGUCAAUGGAAACUCCAUGCAAGUUGAAUGGGGCAAGCCUACUCUGGAGUAUGUACGAGAGGGUAAUACCUCGUAUCCUAUUAGGGAGAACAUAGUAUCAGUCACUGCUGCCAAUGUGUGGAGUGUUUGGGUGAUCACAAAUCUUACACCAAUCCCGCAUCCGAUGCAUUUACAUGGGCAUGAUUUCUUGGUCCUUGGAGUUUCGCCUCCACAAUCUCAACCAUUUGGCGCUGCCCAGAGAACUUUCUCGUCUUCGGAUGUCUCAUCUCUUCAGUUGAACAAUCCUCGAAGACGAGAUGUUACAAUGCUCCCUUCCAAUGGAUGGGUGGUCCUCGCUUUCGAGACAGAUAAUCCUGGCGCAUGGCUCUUCCAUUGUCACAUCGCAUGGCACGUUUCCUCAGGACUGAGUGUUCAAUACCUGGAGAGAGUUCAGGAUAUUCCUGGAGCAAUGAAUCUGGCUGCUAUUGAGCCGAACUGCAAUGCUUGGAAUGCGUAUUAUCCUACUGAUCCUGAUAAGCAGUAUGAUUCGGGGAUUUAGAGAUGUUGUUUUGUGGGCUGGGGUUUGUUGGAGUUCUUGAUGCAUUGAAACAAUUGCUACUCACUAUUUAUUUAUUAUCGCUUCAUUCAAUUGAAAAAUGUUAAUCUUUUCAAGUCACCACGUUUGAGAUCUAGAACAGAUUGCAGUUGAAGAACAAUCUGCGAUUUUGGUUGCCUUUCUUUUCGUGGAUUUCCGAGCACCCAUUGUCUAGCCGUUGUUUCAGCUUCAUUCUAACUUGCUUCCGUUAUGCAGUACUUUGCUGGCCUCUUUACUUACUCUUCCUCCAACGAGCGAGGAACUUCAGCAUGUAUCAAUUGCUGGUUGAGGGUAAUUGCAUGCUUUAUUAGAUACUUCUCAGAAGAAC
This is a messenger RNA of Mollisia scopiformis, 2598 nucleotides long. RefSeq names its product ascomycete fungal laccase from thielavia arenaria. Gene Ontology annotation, molecular function: copper ion binding; oxidoreductase activity. NCBI's taxonomy places the organism in Eukaryota, Fungi, Ascomycota, Leotiomycetes, Helotiales, Mollisiaceae. The record is from RefSeq and is a predicted model, not a curated record. The transcript has 9 exons. Bases 495 to 2234 code for a protein of 579 amino acids.